AGCUGCGUUGCCACCUCUCUCUUGCAUUCUCCAUUUCAAGCGGCAUCGGCAUCUUUUUUUUGUCUCCUGAUUUGAUUUCUUUCUAUUAAUUCCUCUCCAUAGUCGAAUGACGAGCCCCCUCUACUCCUAUAACGGCAGCAGAGACUUCGGCUCCCCGUCUGCAACACUAGGCGGCCCCCACGCGGGCAUUGGGUGGGCUGAUGCAUCGGUAAACAACGCCUUCGAUUUGCAGGACGAGGUCGUGAACGGCGCCCUCAAGAAUCACAGCAGUCAUGACUCCUUCAGUUUUGCGCCGGAGGUUCAGCAACGGACACGGCCUCCGUCUCUCUCGACACCGGCAAGAGUAAACGCUGGAGAGGGUGCGUUGUACCGGAAGGCGAUGCCGGUUAGCCAGAUCGGCGGUGGAGAUGGGCCGCAGAGAUCACGUGAUGACCUUCGCCUCAGCGUUGAUGCCCUGCAGCCCACCGAGUCCGACUCUCCGCUUGCCUCACCAAAACUGGGCACCGGCCACCGUGAGCGAAGCGCAGACCGCUACGCGUACUACGGGCUGCUGAGCGUGGCGUCACCGACGAGUGAGGUCGGCUACCGUAGUGACGAUGACAGACUGCCUUUUCUGUCCAGCGGAUCUGUCCAGCGCGGAGCUGCACGGGGCGACUCCGCAUCGUUUGGAUACGGCAGCGGAAGCGCGCAGCACACGACCACGUCCCCCCUCCCGAGCGCGUAUUCGACUUUCACCCGCAUUGAUGGAGCAUUCACAGCAGGGAAGAACUUCAACGACUUUGCCGAGGUGAGUCGACACGGCAGUGCACCAUCGGCGCCUCCGCCACUGCGUAGCACGAAUAGGGACGGGCACAUGGGCACACUCGACGGACAAGGUUCCCUCUACGGUGAAGUAGAGCCGCUGCCCCUUCUCAAAGGCUCCAUUGAAAACAAGACCGCAUCAAGGCGAACUUCGUACGGUAAGGAUGCGGCGCGGCUCAACAGAUCGGGAGCCGCCGCACCAGGCAGUCGCUCGACCACGCUUUCAGGUCUACCGGAGUCACCAGAGGCAGCACACACCGUCACACACAGGCACACGCACUUUCACGGCGCGACCGGUGGUGGGGUCGACAAGAACUCGCAGCGCAAGGAUGCUGGCGCAUCGCUUCGCGCAUCGACUUCAAUUCGAAGCGUGUCCUCCAUCUCCAGGUGCACGCAGAGUGAUGGUGACCUGCGCUGGCGCUCGCGCAGCCGCAAUACGGAUCGUGGCAGCCCGGAUGCGCCGCUCGGGUCGUCGCCGGAGCGCCUCAGCCGCGCUUCCUCCGCGCCGUCGCCCGUCACGGACGAGGACAACGAGUACUUCCUCUUUGGACUGACGCAGAUGCCGUCGGUGCGGCCGUGCGGGACGACGACGGCAAGUCGGAGUCCGGUGCGCAUGAAGGGUGUGGUGGAGGCGAGCACGAGUGUCACCAGUCGGUUUAAGGCGUUUAGUAAAGCACCGUCGGCGCCACCACGGCAGAAGCCCGCCACUGCGAAGGAAAGCAAUGCUCCGUCCUACGCCGUCGCGGACUCGCCUGCGGCGGCGCACCCCUCGUACGACUUAAGUUUCAUUCAUGGCUUUGGUGACGGCGAAGAGGGCGGCAACGGUGCGGGGCGGGAAGAGGAGUAUCCGUUCGACUACAGCACCCUCGCGCAGCCUCCUCCAACACAGCAGAGCAAUGAAAUUGUUCCGCACGACUCCGGUGAUGACGUUCUCAAAGACGGAGACUACGGCGAUUUGAUGGGUGCGGCUGCUGCGGUGCCCGUGGAGAGGACUAAGACGCCGUCAACAACGCAGCAGCCGUCCUCCUCCUUAAGAGCUCAACCGAAAACGAAUGGCACGCACAUGCCGGCACCGCAGCCCGCGACUCGCAAACCCGCCGCCGGUCUCAGCACCUUUCGGCCUCUUUCUGUGGCGACCGGGGGGACACCCACCUCCACCGCACCGGCGCCUCUCGAGAGGCGAACCUCCCCUUUUGAACCGGUCCCCAUGACGACCUCCGCCAUGAGCGCCAGUGGCCGGCGCUUCUCCUUCGACGGGCCGAAAAGCGAGAGUGCCGGCAGCAGCACCAAUCAGCAAGGUCACCUGUCGCAGUUAUCCCCCCCUCUCUCCAAUGAGAAGUCCGGGUCCAUACGCAGCCCCGUGGGGGCGGAGAAGAGCUUCGAGUCGCCGCCGUCGCUCUCGUGGUCGACCUCGACGCGGACGCCGCGGCCACCGUCGCAACACGCAGGAAACUCCACCGUCGCCGCGGCGAUGGGGGAUGUCGUAAAAGCAGAGGCGGACACCGCGCCUUCUGCGGCGCCCACCGCUUCCCUUGGCACCGCGACGACGACGCUGUCAGACAUCAAGAGCGGUGGGGCGGAUGGCGGGAUGCUCCCUCCGAUCGUACCCGCUAGUCGCAGAUCAGCCCAGCGCCCCUCUACCACCCGCAGCACCACACCGCCUGCAAAGUUGCCUUCGCCGUCGCAUCAUCGCGUGCCCCACGCAACGGCCAGCGAUGCAGCCACCAAACCCGCUGCGCUGACGGACGCCUCCCUCUCGCCCAUCGCCAGCGACAACGACUCCGUCGACUCCAUCGGCGCCAACGAGCAAAACGCGCUUCUCCACAACGCCCUCCGCCAGGCGCACGGCGGCGUGCUCAUCCGCACCACAGUAGCCGAGGCGGACCUCCUGCCCUCGCAGAACGAACCGUGGCCCCUGCGACCGCCUCCUCCAGGGAUUAUGAUCACACAUCGCGUGUUUGAUCCGCAGCACCCGCGUCCGCGCCGGCCCAAGAUGCGCGAGCUGCCCGGCGGCAAGCGUCAAGCGAAUUGGGCUCCGCCAGAAACGCACUACUCCACCACCUUGGCCGACCUCGCCGCGUACGAAGAUGAGGAGGACUUGGCAGCAGCCGAAGAUGAGGAGGCGGGGGCAGAACAGGCACGGCUGCGUGCGAUUCAGGACUUCGAGGACGAUAUUUGGGCCGGGGAAGAUGCGCGGAUGCCCAAUCUUUCCUUGCCUGCCGAGGCUUCGCCGGAUACCACGGCCGCCGCAGCGAGUGCGAGUGCGAGCGCGAGCUCACCGCUGCGGCCACUGCUGCAAGCCGUCCCUCUCUCACACAGUCCCAGCAGGGCGCCCUCCCUCCAUUCGAGUGAAUUGAGCAGCUCUCACAAGUCGAAGUCACCCGUGAUGCGUGCCUUCACACCACCGCCUACGGCGGCGGCUGCCUCGCCUUCUCUAAAUGUGUUACAGCAUGCAAUGGACGGUUCUUUCAGCGCCUCCGUCAACCCAACCAAACUCCACGGCGGCAUCGUGGUGGAUGAGGUGGAGAAGGUGCGGCGCAUGCGCGAGGAUGCCGUCUUUACGCCCGCUCUGGACGACGUCGACUCCAUAACGCUUCGCCAGACGCCGCUGUCGGUCAGCGCGAAGGCCGGCUCGUCACGUGCGUCGUGCAGCCUUCUUCAGGCGGAUGUAUCAUCGAGCCCUGCUCAAAGCAAAUCGCCGGUGCUCGUCCCGCGUGGCUUCAAUCAACGCCCCAUGAGUCCGGUAAAGGGUGAAGAGGCGCCUAACAAUACCAACGACAAUAAAACUCUCAGCACCUCCGGCUCGAACCGCGUUGCUGUGGGUCGGCCGAGCUCGUUGUCAGAGAACAAUCGGCACUCGUCGCAUUCAGUGCGCAGCGACUCCGUUUUGACGGACUCCAACGGCAACUCGGUCCUCCCGCGUAGCACCGCGAUGCCAACCUUCGCACGCAUCAUUUCUCAGCGCUCCGAUGGAGGUGGCGGUGGUGAUGAGAGUAGCGCCAACCGUCGAGGUCCACCUGGUUCACCCGGCCCGAGCCCCCGAAGCACCAGCCGAGACAGCCUUUUUAGUGAGUCGACUGAUCGAAAAUCGGCAGUUACCUUUGCCGAGGAUGAGCCGGAGAGCAACUCCAUGCGCCGACGGUAG
Molecule: messenger RNA, 3946 nt
Organism: Leptomonas pyrrhocoris
Lineage: Eukaryota; Euglenozoa; Kinetoplastea; Trypanosomatida; Trypanosomatidae
Exons: 1
Coding region: 107-3946 (1279 amino acids)
Source: RefSeq, a predicted model, not a curated record